AUGCCCCGGCGUCGCCCCAGCUCCUGUGCCCAGCAGGUGGCGCCCGAGGGGCUCCCUGGCGGUGGCGAUCGCAGACGGAGAGACCCGCUGCUGCCGAGGCUGCUGCUGCCCGAGCUCCAAGCAGCCUCUGGCGCGGGGGCCUCCGGGGGCUCCAGGGCUUCGGAGGGCGGCGCCGAGUGGUGGGAGGCCCCCGCGUCUUCCUCAGCAUCACAACAUCAAAGGGGUGUGUCAGAACACUCUGGAAGUCCUCCUCAGUGUCCCCGCUACUCCUUCCUCCCAGACCUGGAGGGCCAGUCAUUGUACUUCAAGAAUAGUCUUAAGAAGAUUUUGCUCCAUCAGAUACCUGCCCUGGGGCCCUUCAGGAGAGAUCACUCACAAUUCACCACGGUCGAGAAGACCAAUCAGCCCCACGCUACACAGGCCCCCAAGCUCAAGGCUGUGCUCACCCACAAUUCCUCGGGGAAAGGCUCAGGGCACCGCAGGCGGUGUUGCCCUUUCCACGUGCGGUUUGCGGAUGAGACGCUACGGGACACAGCGCUCCACUACUGGGAACGCAGCUGUGCAGUCCGGCAGGGCAUCCUCGAGAACAGGACAGCCAGCGGGUCAGCAGCGUUGGAGCAGGUGUUCGGGAGUGUCGGAAGAUGGCUGGAGAGUUUGCCCAAAGCCCUGUAUCCCAGGGCCAAGGAGGACACCAUGGCCAACUCAUUCGGCUGGGACUUCCCUGGCCUGUCCACCCUGGAGCCGAAGGGCCACCUCUCUGAGGACACCGCUAUGAACAGCAGCCUGCCCUUCAUCCCCAGAGGCAGCGGGGGGACCUCAAAACCUUUCUGGAGCAGGAGUCCUUCCUGCCCAGCUUGGUGUUGCACACACGGUCCUGAAACAAGGCCGCCCUAAGGGGCACCAGCUCCUCCUGCC
Balaenoptera acutorostrata (minke whale) is the source of this 915-nucleotide messenger RNA. RefSeq names its product chromosome 6 C9orf50 homolog (gene C6H9orf50). The coding region runs from base 1 to 894 and encodes 297 amino acids. NCBI's taxonomy places the organism in Eukaryota, Metazoa, Chordata, Mammalia, Artiodactyla, Balaenopteridae. The record is from RefSeq and is a predicted model, not a curated record. The transcript is spliced from 7 exons.